AUGCCCAGAAGGCCACCACGUCAUCGCAUGGUAAUAAAAGAUAACAUACAAGGCAUCACCAAGCCAGCCAUUCGUCGACUUGCUCGUCGUGGUGGUGUGAAGCGUAUCUCAGGUCUGAUCUACGAGGAAACUCGUGGAGUUCUGAAGGUGUUCCUUGAGAACGUGAUCCGUGAUGCCGUCACAUACUGUGAGCACGCCAAGAGCAAAGACCGUCACAGCCAUGGACGUCGUUUACGCUCUCAAACGUCGAGGAUAUACUAUGUAUGGUUUUGGAGGAUAGGAACUGCAGUGAUCCAUCUGUUCUAUUUUAUGGCUACUCUUCCGUAUUCCUUUUAUGAAACACCCAGCAGUGGAUUUUUUUGGAUGCUUUCGCUUUAA
Cooperia oncophora is the source of this 378-nucleotide messenger RNA. Lineage: Eukaryota; Metazoa; Nematoda; Chromadorea; Rhabditida; Trichostrongylidae. The record is from the annotation of a GenBank genome assembly.